AAUAAGGGCCCCCGGCCCGAGGCUCCCGGCCAAGUUGGACGUCGCGACCUGAGCGAGGGCCAGGUCAGCGCCGGGCCCCACGAGGCGAAGCCAAGCGACCCGCGUUCGGCCAUGGCCUCGCUGCUGGGAGCCUACCCGUGGACCGAGGGACUGGAGUGUCCCGCCCUGGAAGCCGAGCUGUCGGAUGGGCUGUCGCCGCCCGCCGUCCCCCGGCCUUCGGGGGACAAGGGCUCGGAAAGCCGGAUCCGGCGGCCCAUGAAUGCCUUCAUGGUGUGGGCCAAAGAUGAAAGAAAACGCCUGGCGGUGCAGAACCCGGACUUGCACAACGCGGAGCUCAGCAAGAUGCUGGGAAAGUCAUGGAAGGCGCUGACGCUGUCCCAGAAGAGGCCCUAUGUGGACGAGGCGGAGCGGCUGCGCCUACAGCACAUGCAGGACUACCCCAACUACAAGUACCGGCCCCGCAGGAAGAAACAAGGCAAGCGCCUCUGCAAGCGUGUGGACCCUGGCUUCCUCCUGACCUCCCUCUCCCGCGAUCAGAACGUGCUGCCUGAGAAAAACGGCGGCGUUGGCAGGGGGGCCCUGGGGGAGAAGGAGGACAGGGGUGAGUACUCCCCGGGUGCUGCCCUGCCUGGACUGCACAGCUGCUACCGCGAAGGUGUGGCUGGUGCCCCCGGCAGCGCGGACACAUAUCCCUACGGGCUGCCCACACCCCCAGAGAUGUCGCCUCUGGACGCGCUGGAGCCUGAGCAGACCUUCUUCUCGUCCUCCUGUCAGGAGGAGCAUGGCCACCCUCAGCGCCUCCCCCAUCUACCAGGGCCCCCUUACUCACCAGAGUUCACGCCUAGUCCCCUUCACUGCAGCCAUCCUCUAGGCUCUUUGGCCCUUGGCCAAUCCCCAGGGGUCUCUAUGAUGUCCUCUGUUCCUGGCUGUCCCCCGUCUCCGGCCUACUACUCCCCUGCCACCUACCACCCUCUCCACCCCAACCUCCAGGCCCACUUGGGCCAGCUGUCCCCACCUCCCGAGCACCCUGGCUUUGACACCCUGGAUCAGCUAAGCCAGGUGGAACUUCUGGGGGACAUGGAUCGUAAUGAAUUUGACCAGUAUUUGAACACUCCUGGCCACCCUGACUCUGCUGCAGGGGCUGGUACCCUCAGUGGCCAUGCCCCACUCUCCCAGGGGACUCCAACGGGCCCCACAGAGACCAGCCUCAUCUCUGUCCUGGCUGAUGCCACGGCCACAUACUACAACAGCUACAGUGUGUCGUAGAGCCAGAGGCAUGGAGCCUGGCCAGAUCCCGCGCCGUCCUCUCCUUUCCCUGAAGCACCGAGCAGAGCAGAAACUGUAAUGCUACAGCUCCUUGGUGGCAGGAGGUCAGAACUGCUAUCCCAGAGCCUUCAGUCAAACACCAGGAUCAGGCGCUCCUUCUGUCCCUUCAAAUGUGUUCCGCUGGCUUCACGCUGGAAGCACAGCCUUGAGGGGCUGUAUGCGGGAGGACUGAGUCCAAUGCACUGGAGCUCCUGCUUUUGAUGUAGUCACUUCUGGUCCCUGGUGCUCCCCAUGAGAGGGACCCUGGGCCUGGGGUCCAUCCUAGCUCAGUCUGUAACUGGCAAAACUCCAUUCUGGCUUGCCUAGCCCUAACUGUUCUGUCCUGUAAAGCGAGGAUUGGCUUGACAGCCAAGCGCCUGCUCUAUGGAUGCCUGAGUAACAGCCCUCACAAGGCCAAGCAAAAUAUGACCCCCGGUAACGGGCAGCCUCACAGAGACUUCAUGUGCCCUGCCCAAGGUCCCAGGUUUUCUGCUUUCCUAUACUCCCAUCCACAUUCCAAAGGAACUUCUCCAGUUAAGAAAAACAUUCACCCUUUGAGCCAGCAAAAUGAUGCAGGAUGGCUCAGUGGGUAAGGGUGCCUGCUGCCAAGCCCGAUGACCUGAGUUCUAUCCCCGGAACCUCCAUGGUGGAAGAAGAGAGCCGACUCCUGCAAGUUGUAUUCUGACCUCUGUCCAUGCCGUAACACACGUGCCCCGCAUUGUGUGUGUGCUUGGGCAUACUCACGUGUACACGUACACGUACUAAAUGUAAUCUUUACGAACCCUGGUUCAGGAAAUUCAUGAGUAUAUUCAACUGCAUCAGUGAAAGCAAAACUGGAUUUGAAGUUGUUGCAUUUGUUUUUGGUUUUAUUUUGUUUUGUUUCAUUUUCUGAGACAGGGUUUCUCUGUGUAGCCCUAGCUGUCCUGGAAUUCACUUUGUAGACCAGGUUGGUCUUGAACUCAAAGGGAAGCCUGUCUCUGCCUCCUGAGUGCUGGGAUUAAAGGUGAGUGCCACUAUACCCAGCCUUAAAUUUUAUUUAAAUACAUACCUUAGAUAUACUAUAUAGAUUUUGUUGUUGUUGUUGUUACGUACAUCUCAGGAGACUACAGUGUGAGAGAAAUGCCCUCAUGCAGGCACACCUCCCCCCUCCCCAAGGGGUGGAGCCUGAUUUAAAUUCCUCUUAACUGUAGCAAAGUCUCACCACCUACCUGCUGAAUGAACCAAAGAGCAAGGAAAUCUAAAAAGUCUGUCCACAAAGCAGCAGCAUUGGGGUCUGCUGAUGUUUCCAGCAAAGCUGUAGCAGAGCCCUAUUGGCAGAUGUGGAGAUUGACUUACUCUCUUCUCCCUUACUCUCCCUCCACUUCAAACUGGCCUCUAACUCAAAGGGCCCCUCGCUUGAAAUCCCAGGCUUUAUUCCCCUGGCCAUGAGGGGAGCUUGGUUCUUCUUCCUCAAGUGGAUACAUCAGAACAGAUCCCCUGUGUCACCGUCCUUUGGCUGUCCCGAACAAACACACUGUGACAUCCAAAGAGGUUCCACCCCAGACACUUCCAUCCCCUAAGCCUCUUUUGAAGGAACAUACCAAACACUGAGCUCACAGACGCUUGCAUGUCCGUGGACAUGUGUGUAUUAUUGCCUCUAUGAAAUGUGUUUUUAUAUCCUGCUGUUAUCUCCACCUUAUAUUUUGUAUUGUUGACAGACCUCCCCAGAAGUCCUAUUAUAAAAUCACUUACAUGAUAUGCUUAAUUUUUAUGUUAUUGCUAUAUAUGCCAUUUGGUGGUAAAUAGUGAAUGGUUGAUGAUAUGACUGACUGGUGCCCAGUCCCAGAUGUGUAUUAAUAAUCUUGUAAAACAGUAUCUCAGAUGUUAAGCUACUCUGUUCCAUUUUUUUAAAGUAAACGACAUAUGCAUGGGACAGUUAUGAAUAUUGAUUUGUCAAAAAUGUUUAAUUUAAAUAAAUGU
Molecule: messenger RNA, 3264 nt
Organism: Psammomys obesus (fat sand rat)
Lineage: Eukaryota; Metazoa; Chordata; Mammalia; Rodentia; Muridae
Gene: Sox7
Product: SRY-box transcription factor 7
Exons: 2
Coding region: 112-1266 (384 amino acids)
Biological process (GO): regulation of DNA-templated transcription; cell differentiation; anatomical structure morphogenesis
Molecular function (GO): RNA polymerase II cis-regulatory region sequence-specific DNA binding; DNA-binding transcription factor activity, RNA polymerase II-specific
Source: RefSeq, a predicted model, not a curated record